CAAGCGCUCCAGACAUCCACACACACACACACGUUCCCGCUUCUCUACCUUGGUGGUUUUAGGAUGUAAACUCUCCUCACCUGGUGUUCAAAAAGCUCUGUGUGGGGUGAUGUUGAAUUCAGAAGGUAUGAAGACCCCCUUGAGCCCCACCCAGCUCAUAGAAAAUGGACAGCUGUGCUUCGCCAUCGCAGGCCGCAUGGAGGUAAAGGAGCCUAGCAUUAUCAACGCGGACAUGCAUCUACAUCAGGAGAAGAAGAAGCUGCUCUACUCGCUUUGCGAAGUCUGCAACAUCCAGCUGCACUCCGCCACGCAGGCCCAGGUCCACUACAAUGGCAAAUCUCACCUCAAGAGGGUCAAACAAUUGAAUAAAGGAGAGCUGCCCACGGCAAGCGUCAGCUCGGCUUCCACUCCUCAACACUCUCUCAGCAGCAGUGGCAGUCAAGGAAGUUCCUGUCAUAGCAACACGCUCCCCGCGUUGGUUCGGACUCCUUCUCUAAUGAUGCAGUCCGGUCUGGACAUGAAGCCUUUCAUGACCUUCCCUGUGGAGAGCUCCUCUCCGGUCGGCCUGUUCCCUAAUUUCAAUACGAUGGACCCUGUCCAGAAAGCUGUAAUCAACCACACAUUUGGAGUCUCCAUUCCUCCCAAGAAAAAGCUAGUUAUUUCUUGCAACAUCUGUCAGCUUCGCUUUAAUUCAGAUAAGAAAGAAAUGUGCGUACAGGUUUGGAACAACAUGAGGAGCCAAGCCGAGGCGCACUACAAAGGCAGUAAACAUGCCAAGAAGCUCAAAGCACAGGAGUCCACGAAAAAUAAGCAGAAAAGUGCAGCCGCCCAGGACAGCGGCGCUAAGACAAUCACCACCAACACCACCACCACCACCACUUCCUCCUGCACUGCAGUCACUGCCAGCUGCUCUGACCAACCAGAGAAAAGUGCAGAGCCGUCGGCUGCGCACAAAGUCCCUGCCCCCCCGCAAGCCUUUGUGCCAGCUCCCGCUGCGCCCGCGGUGGCAUUAGUGCCCAGCCCGUGCAAGACGGCACCCGCGCAUGCCAGCCCACCCACCGAGCCGACAGGGCACGCGGCAGCCCUGAAGAACCCCUCCAAACCAGCGGCGGUGCCAACGGCCCCGUCAGAGCCCAGCGUGGAGUCCGAGGACGAGAAAGCCAAGAAGCUCCUCUACUGUUCGCUGUGUAAAGUGGCUGUCAACUCCCUCUCACAGCUGGAGGCACACAACACAGGCUCAAAGCAUAAAACCAUGCUGGAGGCACGAAAUGGAGCUGGCCCCAUUAAAGCGUACCCCAGACCCGGGUCCAAACUCAAAGUUCAGGCCACACAACUUAACAAAGGCUCGGGCUUACAGAACAAGACGUUUCAUUGUGAAAUCUGUGAUGUCCACGUCAACUCAGAAAUCCAGCUUAAACAGCAUAUUUCCAGCAGGCGGCAUAAGGACAGAGUGGCUGGGAAACCCACCAAACCAAAAUACAGCCCGUACAACAAGCAGCAGCGCAGCUCCGGCUCUCUGGCAGCCAAACUCGCCCUGCAGAAUGACAUGGUGAAGCCCAUUUCACAGGCUUUCCUCCACACACCCUUCGCCCCCACCACAGUCCCGUCCAUCUCCCUCCACCCUCGUCCCAACACCUCCAUCUUUCAGACGGCCUCGCUUCAGGCCUCCUUUCUCCGCGCCGCUCCGGGACCGAUCCGACACACGCGCGGCUCCAUCCUAUUUGCGCCUUACUGAGACGUUUCUGGAACCAUGCCGCACUAUACGUUCAGAUCUUGAAACAAUGGUGUGUUUAUUGAAACUUUAUCCUCAACCGUCCGCUAAACCCAGGAAGGAUAUUCCGUCUUAGUGAGGACUUUUGCAUUUGAAAACACUUCAAUUAAAGUGUUGAACUGCUUCCUGAAAGACUUGAAUUAUCAUGGUCUUCCUUUUCAACUCAACCAACCCCGGACAAUCACACGCCUGGAGGCGCUGUCAGAAACAACCCCAAAUCUCACGUGUUCAGUCAACGGCUUGAUGUUGUCAGGGAGCCUGUGAUGCAGUUUUUGGCCUGUGUGCUGUCUUGUAUCGUGUAGUCAAUAAGCUCAAUCACCAGUUCACCACUCUAUCCUUAUCCUUUCAUCUGACAGGAAACACAGCAUUUCUCUUUUCCAUGUGUUCGGGUUCCUCUUUUCCUCAUAUAAGUAGAGUCAGCCUGUUUUCAUCACGAUUCAAACUCUCUUUUGCGUAAUAGGAAAAGCGUGGGCCUUUCCUCUCUCUCUGUGAUAUUCUUAUUUGUCUCGAGACUGCACUCUGCAGCUCUCUGAUGAUGCAAUAAUGUAUAGAUCAUUAAUAUUGAUAUUCUCCAUUGUGUAUUUAAUGUUUACCUUCCAGGCUGCAAUACUAGUUGUAUUUUACGAGCUGGAGGAGAACUAGCUAUGUUAUUUGGUACUUUUAUUUUUAGAGAUCGAGAGAGAACAGUUUCCAUUCACUGAAAAUUCUUUAAGUCCAUAGUAUAUGUAUGAGAGGCUGUACAUAAAGAUACUACGUUUUCAAUAAAAUAAUAUAUUUAAAUGAUUUCUUCAUUAAUUUAUACUGUAUAUUUCUUUUCAUGAAUCUUUGUUGCUCAUUAAUAAAUGUUUAGUAAAAAAA
Molecule: messenger RNA, 2629 nt
Organism: Pimephales promelas (fathead minnow)
Lineage: Eukaryota; Metazoa; Chordata; Actinopteri; Cypriniformes; Leuciscidae
Gene: znf385b
Product: zinc finger protein 385B
Cellular component (GO): nucleus
Molecular function (GO): nucleic acid binding; zinc ion binding
Source: RefSeq, a predicted model, not a curated record